AUGUUUGACACCAAGCCUGCUGAUGUUUCGGCCUCCUUCCAACAAAUUCUGAAGGAGCAACGGGAUUUAGAAUUUCUUCUUUCGCAGCUGAAAAUCUUUGAUGAUUCCGAACAACAUCAACCAGUGGAAGCUGCCCAUAAUAACCAAUCAAUCGUCGGAUUGAAUGAUGAAAAAACUCUCAAAUUAAAUAUUAGAGGAAUGAAUUUUGUGAUUGGAGAACAAUUGUGGACCUCCAUGGAACAUGAAGGAAAGAGCGAUUCGAUGGAAUCAUCAUCAUCAUCAGAUGACAACAAUUUGACAUCAUCAAAUUGCAAGAACAAUAAGAAUUUAUUUUCUCUAUUGUUCGAUCAUCACAACACUCGUCUUUCCAACAAGUCAUCUUUGUCGUCUGAAAAGGCUCUUCCGAUUGAUGUUGAUUUGAAUGGCAACAUCUUGUUGGAUCGUGAUCCCAUUCGAUUUCAAGACAUGGUGCAAUGUAUGAGAAUUGCUCAUCAAGGAAAAGACUCUCUCAAAAAAUAUUUAUCAAAAAAGAGCAUUGGCGAGCUGAUACAACUGAAAGAAGAAUGCAUGUUCUUUUCCUUGACAUCUCUUGUAGAUUGUAUUAAUCUGAUUAUUAUCGAUUUUAGGUUGAAUCCAUUUGAUUUGGUAGUAGCUCAACAAAAAUUGUCCCUCGAUCAACGCAUGCAAGAAAUGCUACAAGAAAUUCAAAACCAUCAACUCGAGACAUCGAGAAAACAUGAUUCAGUGAAUGAUACCGAUGAAAAUAAGGCAAUGGAUCUCGCUUCAGAAUUAAAUUUGCCAUCUCAAGACAAAUCCACUCAAUUAUUGAAAGAGCACUACUCCAAAAUUGCGCACUCACAAGUUGUUUUUACCACCCAUUUGGACUCAUACAAAUUCACGAUUGAAGAAUUAUGUGAUUUCAAAGACACGUUGUUUUUUGAGUUGGCACUUUCACACCUCACUACUGCAUCUGAGACUCAACAUGAUGCUUCUCAAAUUUUAUUAGAUGGUGGUAAGGAAGUAUCUCUCAUGUUAAAAUACAUGAAAAACGCGAAAGAGUUGAGCAGUGAAGAUUUUGCUUGGCUCGACUCGAACAAAUCCAUCACAACUCUCUCCUGUCAAUACUAUAAUUUUGAAGAAUUUCAAUCAUACGUGAACAGAUGCUCGUUUCCAAAUUUGAGAAAUAUCAUUGGUGAAGAAAAUUGGGCCAUCAAAAUUCAAGAAGACAUGUUACGAAGAGCUUUUGUUUCACAUCGAAACUCUCCACAACUGGAACGAGCGAGCAAUUCCCUGUUAAUUCCAAUGCUGUCUUCUCUUUCCCAUUUUAAGCCAUGUAAAUUGGCUCCGCAACUCUCCAGAGACUCUUUAUUGUUUCAAGAUGUUCCCAGUAACACGUUACAUGGACCAUUGUGUGAACCUCAAGUAGUUUCGUCCAUCGAAGAGUUUUUAUUCAAUUACCAUCAUUUCACAGAGGGCAUGUUGGAUGGUUUGGAUUGGUCCAAUGUCAUCAUGGCAGGAGGUAGUGUCGCAACUAUGAUUACCAAAAUGCCAACCAUUAGAGACAUUUCAUUGAGAUCAAUAAGGAGAACACGUUACGAAUUAAGAAAUGAUAUUUAUUCACUUAUUGAUAUGCCUGAAAAGGCAGCAUCUAUUCAUUACCACAGUAACAGACACAAAUGGGACAAUCAUUACUCAGAUAUCGAUCUGUUUAUCUAUGCGUUAGAUGAAAAGGCUGCCAUUGGGAAAAUAAGACACAUUUUCGAAGUGGUCAAAAGAAAUGUGUCUGGUGACGAUGUGUUAAUUUGUAGAUCUGGUCAUGCCAUUACUUUCAAAACUUCAAAAAGAGAUGUUCAAAUUGUAUUAAGACUCUACAAGAAUAUUUCUGAAGUUUUGGUAGGAUUUGAUUUGGAUAGUAGUUGUUUUGCAUUUGACGGUAAAGAAGUUUACACUACUCAGAGAGGAAAACGUGCCAUCACACAAGGUUAUAAUAUGGUGGACAUUGAUCGUCAAUCUUAUACCUAUGAAAAAAGAUUAUUCAAAUACUACAUUUCGAGAGGAUACAAAAUACUUGUUCCAGGUCACAACAGGACAUUCAUAAGACGUGAAGGUCUCAUGCAUCCCAUUCAAGAAACCAUUACCAAUAGAAUCAAACGCAUCCCACAACCGAUUGCCAGUAAUUGUCGUGGGUUGGCCCUACUCUUGUUGAACGAAAUUCGACUUCGUCAUAGUAUCAAUACAGCCACUACAAUGCAUACAGAACGUCGUUUCAAUAGUUGUAUCGAUACACGUAUUGGAAUUGGUAAAGAAUAUCACAAAGAUGGCUGGUUAAAUGAAUCGGAUUACUCUGGUUUUGUUUUUAUUGAUCAAAAACAAAGACAUCCAUCUCAACAAUUUAAAUAUUUCCAGACAUUCGAAAAAGCAAUGAAUGAUCGUCAAGGAGAACAUGUGAGACUAUUUGGAACUGAAAAUCCUAAAUUGGAUUUUAAGGUUGUCUAUCAUUUGAAUGAUUUGAAUUCGAACUUGUCAAACACUAAAAUAAGAUUUGAGUUUGUUACAGAAAAUCCUGGAAGGCAAGAUAUGAUUGGGUCAUUCCAUCCUCAUGCGAGAAAUUUUUACGAAGAUGCCUAUCUACCUUAUCAUGAAUUACUUACCAAACGUUUGAUUCAGAAAAAUCAUUUACCAAACUUUAUUCGAGAAAUUCCUGUCAUUUGGGUGAAUAACCCUUAUACACGCAGCUAUAGCAAGUGGCAAUGGUUUAGAAUUGAAAAUGAGACUCGUCACAUUUAUUGGAGACAUUUCCAUUCUAGAUAUCGCAGAAGGGCAAGAAGAAAUCCAUACUUUGUUCGUGGCGAUUAUUACGUUACUCCCUAUCGCCUGACAUUUAAGGAAAUUGAAAGUGAAUAUCGAAAAGUUUUGAAUAAUGAAAUAUCUGGAGAGAGGACGGAGAUUGGAGUUAAUUUCAUCAAGUGGAGAUAUUAUGGCUACACAAGAUUGAAGCGAGAAAUGUCAUUUGAAUAUAUUUUGUAA
Messenger RNA from Naegleria lovaniensis, 3027 nucleotides. RefSeq lists its product as uncharacterized. NCBI's taxonomy places the organism in Eukaryota, Heterolobosea, Eutetramitea, Acrasida, Naegleriidae. The transcript is spliced from 3 exons. Bases 1 to 3027 code for a protein of 1008 amino acids. The record is from RefSeq and is a predicted model, not a curated record.